This is a messenger RNA of Oryzias melastigma (Indian medaka), 1667 nucleotides long. RefSeq names its product transcription termination factor 1, mitochondrial. Lineage: Eukaryota; Metazoa; Chordata; Actinopteri; Beloniformes; Adrianichthyidae. The record is from RefSeq and is a predicted model, not a curated record. Gene Ontology annotation, molecular function: double-stranded DNA binding. Gene Ontology annotation, cellular component: mitochondrial matrix. The transcript is spliced from 2 exons. Gene Ontology annotation, biological process: termination of mitochondrial transcription; regulation of DNA-templated transcription. The coding region runs from base 221 to 1375 and encodes 384 amino acids.
CUUUCCUUCAGCUCUGAAGCUCCAUGAAGCUCUGCUUCCUCCUGCUGGUUAGAAAGCGUCAGAGCAGGUCGACCUCCCGGACGCUGGGGGCGCUGUCACGUGACCGGACCGGUCAGUUCAGGCAGCCGAACUCACUUCCGGUCCAGAUGCUUUAUUUUUUUUAAUACAAACAGAAUGUGAAAGUAGACUCCUGUAAGGUUUGUCUCCUUCCGGCUGAAAGAUGGCGGCGCUUCCUGGAGUCCGGGUCUUCCUGAAGACCUGUCAAUCACUGAGCUGCCAGAGGCCUUUCAGGUUUGUUCCCGUCCAGCUGGCAUCGACCGGCCCGUCCAGAACCUUCUCCAGUGAGAGUCCAAAGCAGCCGGUGAACCCGGAGAACGAGACGCUGAUCCAGAGCCUGAGCCUGAUGGGCGUGGACCUGACGAUGGCGCGGCGGCGGCAGCCGGGGGUGCUCCGGAAAGACUGCACCAACGAGAAGGGCCUGGCCCGGUUCCUGCAAGGGAAAGGGGCCAGCCUCAAAACCAUCGCCAGCAUCGUUUCCCGCUAUCCCCGUUCCAUCACGCGCUCCGUGGAGCACCUGGAGCAGCGCUGGAGGCUGUGGAGGAACGUCUUCCAGACUGACGCCGAGAUCGUCAGCAUCCUGGACCGCUCCCCGGAGUCCUUCUUCCGCUCCAGCGACAAUGGGAACCUGGAGAAAAACAUCGCCUUUCUGACGUCGCUGGGACUGAACAGCAAGGAUCUCCAUCGGAUGCUGACCACGGCUCCACGGACGUUCUCCAACAGCGUGGAGCUCAACAAGCAGAUGGUGGAGUUUCUGGAGGACAUCUGCGCAGAGCUGGGCGGAGACGAUCCAGAGCAGUUUGCAAAGACGGUCAUCGCCAGAAACCUUUACAUUCUCAUCAGGAGCACCAGAAGAGUCCGAGCAAACAUCGACAACCUGAGAGCCUCUCUUCAUUUAAGCGACUCGGAGCUGCUGGUUCUACUGCAAGGCCACGGCGCCGAAAUCCUGGACCUGUCCAGCGAAUAUCUGAAGAAGAACUUCCAAAACCUUCUGCAGAAGAUGACUGUGCUCGGCUGUCAGGAAGCAGACGUAAAGAAGCUGCUCAUCGGCUAUCCGAUGAUUCUCUACAUCGGCCCGGAAACGUUAAACAGAAAGAUCGAUUGUCUGUUAAAGGGAGGAGUAACGGUGACGCAGAUCCUGAAGAAGCCCAAAGUGCUGGACUACAGCACUCAGAACAUAACGGAGCGGCUGACGGAGCUGCAGCGGGUCGGCUACGACUUCAGCAAGAACGGCAUCAACAUCUUAGACUCCAGCCGGAAGCGGUUUGUGGCAAAGAUGGAAAAGCUGUCCUCAGAGGAGGGAAAUCCGGAGCUUUAGCUCCAUGUCGCCGUCGGGAGUCUUCUGUCAGUUCGUGACGUUUGAUUCUAAUCACUGCAGCUUCUUCUUUCCUUCAGUCCAGACGAGUUUCUGGACUGAAGGACAACAUAUGUAUUUCCUUUUUUCUUACAUGUUUUAUGAUCAAUAUUUAAGUGAUGGAAAAACAAAAAGCUGAAACUUCCUAAAGAGUUUCCGUUCAAUAUUAAACUUUUUUGUUUUAAUAUUAAAUGUUAGCAACUGUCCGUGGAUUGUUGGGAUGUAACGCUUCUACAAAUAAACACAUUCAACAGAA